Messenger RNA from Anolis carolinensis (green anole), 963 nucleotides. Its product is annotated as carcinoembryonic antigen-related cell adhesion molecule 3. NCBI's taxonomy places the organism in Eukaryota, Metazoa, Chordata, Lepidosauria, Squamata, Anolidae. The record is from RefSeq and is a predicted model, not a curated record. Bases 105 to 722 code for a protein of 205 amino acids. The transcript has 6 exons.
AAACUGGAUCAUCUCCACUUUUCCAAGAAAGAAAGAAAAAAGGAAAGUAAGGGGAGGGGAAGGGAAGGGGCCUCUGAGAUCCCCCCCCUAAAAAACCAUCCCUGAUGGGGGUCCUUCUGGGGGUCAAGAGCGGGGCGCCCUCCACCCUCCUGGCAGCCUUCGUCCUGAGCAUUUGCUUCUUCUCGACCGAAGCCUUCAUGAAGGAGACAAACAUCACGAUGGAGCCACCAAGGCCGGUGGAAGGAGGAAAAGUCUACCUCAUCCCACACGACUUAUCUCCCGUCCCAGUGAUCUGCCGCUGGUUCCGAGGAGAAAGGAACGAAAAUAACACCAUCGUGAUCUUUUACUUCUAUCCACACCCAUACAUUUGGAAUGCUUCAGCCUUCACCGGGCGAGAGAUCAUGAAGUCCAACUGCUCCCUUGAGAUCGUAGACUUAAACUACAACGACACUGCGAACUAUACAGUCCUGAUAGAGGGGCCUAUGGGAUCUCGGAUAGGGACUGUGGAACUUGUGAUUGAAGCUCCGCUUCCUGUUGAACCUGGCCGGGGAUUCUCCAGGUCGGUUGUUGCUGGCAUCGUCCUUGGGUGCCUGUGUGCCAUAAUCAUUCUGACCAUAGUGGUUGUUCUCGUUAAACGUUCUCCUCGCCCAGAAAUUUUCUCGCCCAGAAACACUUCUCGCCCAGAAACGCUUCCUCCAGCUGACACCACCAGUACUUCUUAGGAGAGGGUCCUUGAAGAUAUUGAUGGAUCACGCUUGAAGAAUGGAACACAGGAAAAUAAAACCGACCACCGUCGAGUCAUGAAAAGGGACGGAAAGGUCAGAUUAUUGAAACCAUAUUGAUCUCGUCCAGGUUCCAGUUGGUACCAUUUGAGAAAUACUCCUCCAAAGUUUCAUCCGCUGCACUGAUGGACCACGCAAUGACAAGGCCUUGGCCACAAAUAAAACGGAAGAGACACCCCAA